AAAUCGGCAACAAUCAUUUUGCGCCAUUUCAUGAAAAAAUUCAACUAUCGUACUUUUCGGAGCAGUCUUCGCUUCGAUCAUGAGAAGAGAAGAUUUUUGUUAUUUAAUUUACUGAUUCAGGAAAAGAAAUCUAACUUUUACGUGUUCAAAUAUUGUGAGGAGGCUUGGGUCCGCUUCAUCUGGAGCUCGUCGAUAUUUCAAGAUUUCAAACAUUUUCGGAAAGGAUCCUCUUCAUUUUUCAGUCUUCACCAGCACCACUGUGCUACCGUACGUAUACCGGCGUUACCGGUCCAUACGCCUGAAGUUCCGGCGUCUUUCGCAACGAACGCCUGCUCUGUGAAAGGGCUUUGCUGGUGCUUGAGAUAAUUUGGAAUGUGACGACCCUUUUCACCGUACUGCAGCAAAUGUGUCUAGCGCUGUCGAACUUUUGAAUCAAGUGUGUUGUUUUUUCAAACUGAUAUGGCGAAAGUCCAAGUUACAAAUGUUACAGUUUUGGACAAUCCAUCAAACUUUCGGAAUCCUUUUCAAUUUGAGAUCACAUUUGAAUGUAUAGAAAAUUUGACAGAAGAUCUCGAAUGGAAAAUCAUCUAUGUAGGGUCUGCAGAGACGGAGGAUUAUGACCAGACGUUGGACUCUGUACUGGUAGGCCCAGUCUCACAAGGGAGGCACAUGUUUGUCUUUCAGGCUAAUCCCCCGGAUCCAACCAAGAUACCACAAGGAGACAUCUUGGGUGUGACGGUCGUCCUCAUCACAUGUUCUUACCGAGAGCAGGAGUUCAUCCGUGUCGGUUACUACGUCAACAACGAGUACUCUGACCCAGAGCUCAACGAAUGCAAUGAAUCAGAGAAGCAACCCAUCGUCCCUCAGUUUGAUAAGGUCACAAGGAAUAUCCUUCACACCAAGCCCCGUGUCACCCGCUUCACGAUAGACUGGGACGACCCACCCCUCACUGAUUGUGAGAACAUUCCUCCCAUGCCUCCUAACAUCCAACAGGAACAAUCAACAUCAUUAAUGAAUGGUACCAAAGACCAUAUGGGGAAGGCAGCCGACUAUGCCGUGCCCAACAACACAGAUAGCAACAGCAGCAUUCCAGAUUACGUCCAAGAUAUGGAGUGUCAUUGAGAAGAAGAAAAAAACCUAACUCAGCUGUUGAAAUUGGAUACUUUUGUUGCAUUACCAUUUUUUAUGGCGCUUGAUUGAAACUAGGGACAAAUGAUAUCUAGGGACAGUGAUUUUCCGUUUAAAAAAAUUGCCUUUUUCGUUUCAGAAAAUCUUAAAUUCCGUUUCAGCAUGUCAGAAAACGGAAAUUCUGUUUCCCCAUAGACUUUGUGUACAUAAAAAAUUAACGAUUCCGUUUACCCAUUCAGUAGCAAUAACACAACACUCGUGCCGGUCAAAAUUUGUAUCUGCCACUACCAACAACGCAGUAGAAUCCGCUCUAAUCGGAUCUAUGCGGGUACACAAAAUAUUUUGACAAACACAUUUAACAUGAAUACAUCCUCACCUUUCACAUUUUUAGCAUUAUUUUACGGUUGAAUGAAAUUUUAUCUAUUUUGAGCAGUCAACGAUUUCGUUCUAUCCACCAUUUUGGAUUUCAAGAUCGUGCUGUUACAUCUUCAAACGUAGAGGGCAGCAACACACGACCUGUAUUCAUUUGUCUAUGCCUGCAUGUGAAUGUUUUCGAUACGGCCGAUCGACCGUACCCCGCCGGCGCGGCCGGGGCGAGGGGUACAAUCGAGUGUGAUGGAGUGAAGAGCAGUCAUGAUGUGUGGAUUGUCGUGAUCGUAGUGAAGUAAGAUCGUGUUUUGUGAGGAUUUGAGACCUUUUAAUAUUCGUAUGUUGAGAUUUUGGAGUAGUUUCUGUUGCUGUUCUGUGUAUUCUGAGGAAAAAUAUGUUUUCCUUGAUUUUCCGAUUGAAAUGCCACUUUCCGUUUCAAAAGGCGGCUGGCCAUUUCCGUGAAUUCCGUCCGUUUUCUGCGAUCGCGGAAAAUCACUGUCACUAGAUAUCAUAUAUUUGGGUUUUCGAUCAUUGGCACUUGUCAAACCAUGAUCUGGUGAUUUAUCAUGUGCCAUGAAUAAUUGUCAAACAAUGUCAAUAUGUUCACAUGCCACUUUUUAUCGGCUAAGACUAUCAAAGAUAUAUGGGGUUGACAUUAUAAAUGAUCCUAUUCUUGGGACUGGUAAUUUGAACUGGGUAGAAUGGGAAUGUCUGUUUUGUUAAACAUAGAGGCCUAUGUCUGAAACAUUUCAUUUUCCCCCAUUUUAAUGUGAGGUAAAUCAUGCUCCAAUAUUUUCUUGUCUUUGAAGUAACAAAGAUCACUGGUAUUCCUCUCAAAAGUGGUAAAAAAACAUUUACACAUAGUUUUUGCAAUAAUGGAACUCAAAUAUUUAUCCUCACAUUUUUGACAUAUCCAGCGGCUUAAUUAUUUUGGAGAGCAACAAAUGUUUCUGGUUUUGAUGGUAUUUUGUUGUUCAAUAGUUGAUAUUAUGUAUGUGGCUUGGUCGUGGGUAUCAGAUCAUUGGAAUAAUGCAGGUGUUAGAACCCAAUUCAGUUUCUUUCACCGAUGCCAUAGAUCAUUGCCAAAAACAUGUGAAAAUAUCUAGCACUAGAUAUUUCACUGUGUCGGAUUGAGUGAGUUUUAUAAACCUUUGGGCCUGUCACAAUAGUGAAUAUAUAUCAAGUAUAAGUCAUUUUUUGUUAAAGUAUGAUCUGUGAUGAAUAGUUUGCACUAUAUUUGUUCUCAUAAAAGUGUUUUCCUACAUGUAACAUAUGUAACUCACAAUAUCUUGUAGAAUCUCACUUGGCAGGCUGCCAAAGUGAUCAAUUUUGCAUAAAUUUGUUUUUAAAAUUAGAUUCUGAUGACCGAAGUGAUCAUCAGCGAUUGUCAGCAUCAUUGUUUAAUACCCUUCAAUAUCUUGUCAGGUGCUACCAUGAAAUGUCCUCACUGUGUAUGUGACAGGUGUGGUGUAUUUCAUGUUAUGCACAACUGCGAACCGUGUCUGUUUGGAAUUUAAAAAAAUGUAUUUUACAUCAUAUAUUUCAAGAAACUGGCAAGAUGAAUAUAUUUAUAAGAAGUUACCUAUCAUCCACACAUUUUUUCCCAAUCAAAAGUGUGAUUUUAUUAGUAAUUGAAGAUGGCAUGAACCACCUGUAUCACGAGUCCUAUGGGAGAUUUCCGUCUGUUGAGAAAAAUCAGAAAAUGAUCCCCCAAAUACUCUGAAACAGCAGAUUUUUCAGUUUAGGAAGUACAAUGAAGCCUAUAUCUAAAGAUUUCUUUCACCUAUACUUUCAUAUUAAUAUCUAUUGUUAUUUGACUGUUAAAAUCAACAUACUUUGUAAUUUACAUGUUUUUUUCGGGGGGGGGGGGGAGUAAAUACACUAUUUGUUAUAUAUAAAGAAAUUUGAAGAAAAGGAGAAAAGUGUAUUUGUCAUAUUGAUAGAUUUAUAUUUUAAAAGAAGCAUGUCAUGAACAUGCUGACAGUAUUGUGGUUGCCAGUUGAUGCAUCAAGAAAAAAACGAGUAGAGAUAUGGCUCAAUAUUUAAGUUUCAUUUCUGUUUAAAAAGUAUUUUGAAAAAAUAGAUGGAAGAGCACAGUUGACAGGUGUGUGUAUUGUUUGUGUAAUUGUGGGUACGUCUUGUCUUUGUACGAGUGUUUUUGUGAAGUAUAUUUGAGUUCAUUUAACUAUGGUGCCUGGUGUAAAUGUCGCAAUCGAAUUGUACUUGAAUUCAUCUUACAUGACUCGAUGUAUCAAACUUGAAAAUGAGUGUUUUUUUUUUUUUUAAUCUGGCUUGGCAUAUUAAUGCUUAAAAUGCAUUUACAGGACCAGCUCACUUUCCAAUAAGUCUUUUCUGCAAGGGGCUGUUCCAAAAGCUGUCAGAAAGUUUUGCACAAUGGAUCUUUGACUUGCAUGAGGACGACGGGCGAUUUCACACUCAUGACAGUCAAAAUCACCCCUAAAAUUUGCAACAUGGAAUUAUUUAAUGCAACCAUCUUUUCUAUUGUUUCCCCCAAAUCCACCAAAACUUGAUGAAACACUUCCGGGUCUUGUCAUGGUGCAAUACCUUCAAACCUCACCAUUUCAUGUAAUUUUUUUUUAUAAACUAUGAAGGUGAAGGCUGACAUGAUUGGUUAAAAUAAAUAAUAUUUCUUUAUAUAGAUAUUUAAAGUUGGACAGAGUUAACAAUAAAAGUGAGCAUGUAUAGUGCAUGGCAAUAUCGAGGUAAAGAAUACAAGUUGCUUUGAAGUGCUGCUAGAGUAUAAAAUGAAUAUUUCAAAUCUGAAAUGUAUUUUUGCUUUCCAAAUUGGACACUUGGUUGAUGACAUCAGUUUCCACGCUACAUGAUAGUAAUAGAAUUCCCGGAAACCCAGUCCUUUUCCAUAUAAAUUGCGGGAAAUUAAGAAAUUCUUGGAAAAUAAAUAUUUGUAUGUUUCAAGUUUCAACAGCCAUGAUAUUUAUAAAAUAAUUAUUUGCCUCAUUUUGUAAGCUUUAAUAGUUACCUUAAAGAAAGAGGUGUGUAGAAAAAAAGAGGUCUUAAUUUAAAGUACUUGAUUUCAUGUUAUGAGGCCCGUAGGCCUGCUAAGGUUUGUUGUAUCAUUGUACACCUUUUGUUAAAAUACAAAUUAUUAAGAUUCCAGGAAACAUCAUCGACUUGGGGAAAUUUUAGGUUUCAUGAUUUUUUUGUUAACAAGAUUUAGUCCCUGUGACAUGAAAGAUAAAAUCAAUUGUACAAUUGAAUACAAUUGUUCUUCUCUUGCAAACCAUGUAAACGAAGUUGCAAUCAAUAUCAAUGUUAUGCCCUCUCCAAUCUACUAUUUUCUUGGUUCUUGAGACCAUAAAAGAUUAUGAGAACACUUUAGUUUAUGUACAUAUUGUAAAUCAUUUUCUUUUUUUUGUAAAAGUUGAUAAAGAACAAUAAAUGCAAGAAAGAAGUAA
This is a messenger RNA of Lytechinus pictus (painted urchin), 4934 nucleotides long. RefSeq names its product histone chaperone ASF1-like. Bases 460 to 1122 code for a protein of 220 amino acids. Gene Ontology annotation, cellular component: chromatin; nucleus. The record is from RefSeq and is a predicted model, not a curated record. The transcript is spliced from 4 exons. Gene Ontology annotation, biological process: DNA replication-dependent chromatin assembly. Gene Ontology annotation, molecular function: histone binding. NCBI's taxonomy places the organism in Eukaryota, Metazoa, Echinodermata, Echinoidea, Temnopleuroida, Toxopneustidae.